AGUUAGAGAAAAGCGUGGUGUUGUUCGCGGAAAGAUCCUUAACGGGAUUGCAAAGCUAAAUAAGCGAGUGCGAAGUAGCGCUGCCAAUGUUUCUUAUCAACCUCCAAGUCAAGAACUUCAAGAAGGGGUAAUGGUAAAUAAUACGGAAGUCGAUAAAUUAAAAAAGGUAAAGAAUCAGUUGCAAACAGAAUUAAAAGUCAAGUCAACAUCCAAGAUCACAAUAGAACUACUCGACGAAGUCAGUGCUUCUGAAGCAAGAGCCGAAAGAAAAACUUAUUUAAAGGAUAAAUACCUGCUGAAUAUCGUUUGGAUUAUAACAAAAUGUUUAGCGAGCGAUCGAAAACCAUAUAUGAAAAAUUAA
Molecule: messenger RNA, 361 nt
Organism: Funneliformis mosseae
Lineage: Eukaryota; Fungi; Glomeromycota; Glomeromycetes; Glomerales; Glomeraceae
Source: the annotation of a GenBank genome assembly